AUGCCGCAUGAUAUAAUAGAUCGGAUACGGUCUUUCCCGCUCUUACAAUCUACCCCAGAGUCCUUUCUGGCUGAGAUCGGCUUCCACCUACGGCCUCAGAUAAACUCGGCAAACGACUACAUUCUCACGGAAGGGGAUGAUGCAAAGGCCAUGUACUGGCUUGUGCGUGGGGCUGUCGCCGUUACAUCUCGAGAUGGAGAGAGUACAUACGCAGAGCUAAAGCCAGGCGCGUUUUUUGGAGAGAUCGGUGUCCUCAUGGAUCGCCCUCGUACUGCCACCAUCAUUGCAAGGACUCGUUGCUUGCUUCUCAUCCUAACUAAAGAAGACUUUAGAAACAUUCUUCCAAAAUUCCCAGAGGUGGAGCGAGCCAUCAGAGAUGAAGCGGAAGAACGUCUCCAAAUUCUCGAGCGCAAGAAACAAAAGGAGUCACCGUCACCGCCUGCGGUUGUAGAAAUGGCUGCUCCUGGUGGGCAGAAACGUGUGACAAAGCGGGUACGAGAUACCAUCGCAGACGGCCUAGGUUUAAAUCACGACGACCAUCGAGAUGCCAGUAGCUUCAGUAAGAAGCGCAAAUCGCCCAGUCCUAGCUGCCAGGACGUUCCCACUUCUAGUGCUCUAGCCAACGGCCUUGUCAGUGUGAGAAUGUUACUCAGAGAACUGCCCCUUUUUGCCAAUCUACCAUCCGAUAUCCUUCAUUUCUUGGGGUUAAAUGCGCAACCACGGACUUACCCGCCAUUCACUGACAUCAUUCGGCAAAAUUCACACGGGAGGGAAGUUUUUUUCAUUGUGCGCGGUGAAGUCGAGGUUCUCAACGAGCGAUGUGACCCCGGCAGUCCCCGCCGUGUUGCUGAUGCGGAGGACUCUCGCAAUGUGCAGGUUAAGGCGCGGCUAAAACAAGGACAAUAUUUUGGUGAAGUCGUUAGCCUAUCACUUGCACCACGAAGAACCGCUACAGUCCGUUCGGUGUCUGCCGUUGAGUGCUUGAUGCUUAGUGGUGAAGUUCUCGCGGAGUUUUGGGCUCGAUGUCCAGCAGAUAUAAGAGACCAGGUCGAACGCACGGCACGAACAAGACUUGAUGAUGCUAGUGACGGUGAUGUGGUUAUGGAAGAUGCACCCAGCGCAGACCAUCUUUUUACCCCUGGGAAUGAGGCACUCUUCUCUGCCCGGAGGCAAUCCAUGCCGCUUCUUACCUUCUCCGAAACAGAGCUUGAAUCUCUUCACAAACCUAAUAGAAUGGAAGACGAAUCUGUUGUGAAACCCUCCGACCCGGACCCAUUUCUGAGUGUUGGGUUGGAUAACGUGCGAUCCCGCUCCCGGCGAGGCUCUCUUGCCCCUAUUAUACCUGAAGAUACUGCUCCAGACCAGCAGUCGCAAUCUCAGGCAACAAGCGUCAACUCUCGCUCACGAACACCCUCGCCUAACAAGCAGCCUCAUGCGGCACCCUUUACAAACUCAACCUUUUUCCUUUCCCAAACCAAGCCCUCAAAACAUCGAAACAGUGUCCGCCAUCGUGGAAUACUAUCCAAUGACAUACUUAUUUCCAUUUUCCAGUAUCUCGAGCUUCAUGUUUUGCUACGUUUCCGUGGAGUCUCCCGUCAGUGGUGUGAGAUAGUCACCAAAUCCCCUCGUCUCCUGCGGUUCCUGGAUCUAAGUCGGUAUAACCGCAAAAUUACCGAUGAAAUUAUAACCGGCAUUAUCUGUCCGUUUGUUGGGGACAGACCGCGUGUUAUAGAUGCCAAUAACUGUUUUCAUGUCACCGAUGAAGGAUUUUCUGCACUUGCCAACACUUGCGGCGCCAACUUGCGGGUACUCAGAAUGAAAAGCGUUUGGGACGUCACGGCGCCGACAAUACUGGAUAUGACAAACCAUGCAAAGUCACUUCAGGAGAUCGACCUUAGUAACUGUCGAAAGGUGAGCGAUACGCUACUGGCAAGGAUUGUCGGGUGGGUGGUACCAGCUCAGCAACAAAACCAGAGCAACCACGUCAAUGGUGGCAGAGCUCUGCAGAAUUCAAAAUACGCACUGAGAGCGGGUGCAGUACAGCAGCCAAAUCAACCUGCUGCGGGAACAGUUUAUGGCUGUCCGUACCUUAAGAAGAUUACCUUAUCAUACUGCAAGCAUGUCACGGAUCGUUCAAUGCAUCAUAUCGCCUCUCAUGCUGCAACCCGGCUUGAAGAGGUUGAUCUCACCCGCUGUACGACCAUCACUGACCAGGGAUUCCAAUACUGGGGGAACGCGCAGUUUCUCAGGUUGAGGAAGCUCUGCCUUGCGGACUGUACGUACCUCACUGACAACGCAAUCGUCUACUUGACCAACAGUGCAAAAUGCCUGCAGGAACUCGACCUGUCAUUCUGCUGUGCCCUCUCAGACACCGCCACAGAGGUUCUAGCGCUCGGAUGCCCCCAGCUAACGCGCCUGAAUCUCUCAUUCUGUGGCUCCGCAGUCUCUGACCCCUCAUUACGCUCCAUUGGCCUGCAUCUGCUUAACCUCCGCGAACUUUCUGUGCGCGGCUGUGUCCGCGUAACUGGCACUGGUGUCGAAGCUGUGGCCGACGGAUGCUCAAUGCUCAGCGUGCUGGAUGUCAGCCAGUGCAAAAACCUUGCUUCAUGGCUGGAAUAUGGCUUCCAGCACCGAUACCGGGACAGAAUUGAGUUUAUUACUGUUGCACAUAAUGGCAAGCGAACCCGAUGA
Messenger RNA from Nannizzia gypsea CBS 118893, 2691 nucleotides. RefSeq names its product cyclic nucleotide-binding domain-containing protein. Gene Ontology annotation, molecular function: protein binding; protein-containing complex binding. NCBI's taxonomy places the organism in Eukaryota, Fungi, Ascomycota, Eurotiomycetes, Onygenales, Arthrodermataceae. The transcript has 2 exons. Bases 1 to 2691 code for a protein of 896 amino acids. The record is from RefSeq and is a predicted model, not a curated record.